AUGGCGGCCAAGGUGAAGAGGCGACCCCUUGCAGUUGCUGCUGCUGCUGCUGCCGCCGAUGUGUGUGGCGUUGCCGGCAGCCUGCCUGAACCGGUUCAGGCAGGCGGCAGCCGCCUGCUGCCGCUGCAGCUGGCGGCAGCUGCGGUGCCGCAGCUGCUUGCUGAGUCCUCCACCGCCUCCUCCAGUGCCUUCUGGCCGCCCACUGUCGCCUGCCCGCAAUCCUGCGCUGCCAGGGCUGAUCGGGAGGGGGGCUGCCGGCUGCUGGUGGGGGCCACAACUCCGCAGAGGGCUGUUCGGGAGGGGGGCUGCCGGCUGCUGGUGGGGGCCACAACUCCGCAGAGGGCUGUUCGGGAGGGGGGCUGCCGGCUGCUGGUGGGGGCCACAACUCCGCAGAGGGCUGUUCCGGAGGGGGGCUGCCGGCUGCUGGUGGGGGCCACAACUCCGCAGAGGGCUGUUCAGGAGGGGGGCUGCCGGCUGCUGGUGGGGGCCACAACUCCGCAGAGGGCUGUUCAGGAGGGGGGCUGCCGGCUGCUGGUGGGGGCCACAACUCCGCGGAGGGCUGUUCAGGAGGGGGGCUGUCGGCUGCUGGUGGGGGCCACAACUCCGCGGAGGGCUGUUCAGGAGGGGGGCUGUCGGCUGCUGGUGGGGGCCACAACUCCGCGGAGGGCUGUUCAGGAGGGGGGCUGCCGGCUGCUGGUGGGGGCCACAACUCCGCAGAGGGCUGUUCAGGAGGGGGGCUGCCGGCUGCUGGUGGGGGCCACAACUCCGCAGAGGGCUGUUCAGGAGGGGGGCUGUCGGCUGCUGGUGGGGGCCACAACUCCGCAGAGGGCUGUUCGGGAGGGGGGCUGCCGGCUGCUGGUGGGGGCCACAACUCCGCAGAGGGCUGUUCAGGAGGGGGGCUGCCGGCUGCUGGUGUCCUCACGUCUGCGGCACGAAGGCCCAUGA
Messenger RNA from Volvox carteri f. nagariensis, 945 nucleotides. RefSeq lists its product as uncharacterized. The transcript has 4 exons. Lineage: Eukaryota; Viridiplantae; Chlorophyta; Chlorophyceae; Chlamydomonadales; Volvocaceae. Bases 1 to 945 code for a protein of 314 amino acids. The record is from RefSeq and is a predicted model, not a curated record.